CCACCAGCUGCUGCGACACGGGAUGAAUGAGGAAGAAGGAAGGAAGGAAGGAGGAGAAAGGGGGAUGAAGGGGGGAGGGAACAGAGGUGAGCGUGCGCGCCGCCUGCAUGGGUGCCGAUUUCUUCUGUACAUUGCAUUGUACUGGAUUGUCGAUGUUCUUAAUCGUCUCCUCUUUUUUUAUUUGUGGAGCCAAAAUACGGAGGGAGUUGGUGGUGGUGGUUGUUGUGGUGAGGAGGAGGGCGGAGAGGCGCUUCUUCCGUUUCCGUUUCCAUUCUGUCAGAGCUGGCUGGCUGGGUGGCCUGUCUGGUCUGGCUGCCUUACUACUACCUACUUACUACCUACUACUACUAUUUACUACCUACUUAGUUACUACCUACUUACUUAGUUUUAUACUUUAUUGGCCUCUCCUCUCCCCCAGCCAACCCCGCUCUACCUUCUUCUGCUUUGCCUUCUGCUUUGCCUUCUGCUUCUGCUUCUUCUAAUCGGAAUCGUUACUGCGCUCUGCACGUCGUGGUUCGCACUGUUCGUAUCUACUUAUCUACCUAUACGC
This is a messenger RNA of Aplosporella prunicola CBS 121167, 550 nucleotides long. RefSeq lists its product as uncharacterized. The record is from RefSeq and is a predicted model, not a curated record. The transcript has a single exon. Bases 108 to 482 code for a protein of 124 amino acids. Lineage: Eukaryota; Fungi; Ascomycota; Dothideomycetes; Botryosphaeriales; Aplosporellaceae.